Molecule: messenger RNA, 1956 nt
Organism: Erinaceus europaeus (western European hedgehog)
Lineage: Eukaryota; Metazoa; Chordata; Mammalia; Eulipotyphla; Erinaceidae
Gene: FARSB
Product: phenylalanyl-tRNA synthetase subunit beta
Exons: 19
Coding region: 53-1822 (589 amino acids)
Biological process (GO): phenylalanyl-tRNA aminoacylation
Cellular component (GO): phenylalanine-tRNA ligase complex; cytoplasm
Molecular function (GO): RNA binding; magnesium ion binding; phenylalanine-tRNA ligase activity
Source: RefSeq, a predicted model, not a curated record
GUCGCUGAGCCAGGACCGGUUCUCUGCGCAGGCGCAGUGCGCCCGACUCGCCAUGCCGACUGUCACCGUGAAGCGGGAUCUGCUUUUCAAAGCGCUGGGUCGGACCUACACUGAUGAAGAAUUUGAUGAACUGUGCUUUGAAUUUGGACUGGAACUUGAUGAAAUUACUUCUGAGAAAGAAAUCAUAAGUAAGGAGCAAGGAAAUGAAAAGGCAAAGGGAGCCUCUGAUGUCAUUCUUUAUAAAAUCGACGUCCCUGCCAAUAGAUAUGACCUCCUGUGUCUGGAAGGGCUGGCUCGAGGGCUUCAGGUCUUCAAAGAACGGAUAAAGGCUCCGGUGUAUAAACGAGUAUUGCCUAAUGGUGAAGUCCAGAAGUUGAUCAUCACAGAGGAGACAGCAAAAAUACGGCCUUACGCGGUGGCGGCAGUUCUCCGAAAUAUCAAGUUCACUAAAGAUCGUUAUGACAGCUUCAUCGAGCUUCAGGAGAAGCUCCAUCAGAACAUCUGCAGGAAGAGAACACUGGUUGCUAUUGGUACCCAUGAUUUGGACACUCUGUCGGGUCCAUUUACUUUUACUGCAAAGCCGCCUUCAGACAUCAAGUUCAAACCUCUAAAUAAAACCAAGGAGUAUACAGCAUGUGAGCUGAUGAAUAUAUACAAGACCGACAACCAUCUUAAACAAUAUUUACACAUCAUUGAAAAUAAACCCCUGUACCCAGUCAUCUACGAUAGCAAUGGUGUUGUCCUGUCAAUGCCCCCAGUUAUUAAUGGAAAUCAUUCCAAAAUAACAAUAAAUACUAAAAAUGUAUUUGUCGAAUGCACAGGAACUGACUUCACUAAGGCAAAAAUAGUUCUGGAUAUUAUUGUCACCAUGUUCAGUGAGUACUGUGAGAAUCCAUUUACAGUUGAAGCUGCAGAGGUUGUUUUUCCUAAUGGAAAGUUACAGACCUUUCCAGAACUGACUUACCGAAAGGAAGUAGUGAGAGCUGAUCUAAUCAACAAAAAAGUUGGAAUCAGAGAAACUCCAGAAAACAUCGCCAAGCUUCUGACCAGGAUGUGUUUAAAGUCCAAAGUCAUAGGCGAGGGCAGUCAGAUUGAGAUAGAAAUCCCCCCGAUCAGAGCUGACGUUAUUCAUGCCUGUGACAUUGUAGAAGACGCAGCGAUUGCUUAUGGAUAUAACAACAUUCAGACGAGUCUCCCGAAAACAUACACCAUAGCUAAUCAGUUUCCUCUUAAUAAGCUCACAGAACUUCUGAGACAUGACAUGGCAGCUGCUGGGUUCACUGAAGCACUCACCUUUGCUCUGUGCUCCCAAGAAGACAUUGCCGAUAAACUCAGGCUGGACAUCGCUGCAACAAAGGCAGUCCACAUAAGCAACCCUAAAACGGCCGAGUUCCAGGUAAGAACCUCAACCCUUGUUUCUGGGUUACUGAGCUGUCUUGCUAGCUCCCAAGAAAUGCCUUGGCCAAAUUUUACUGUAAUUAUUCCAGACAGAAUUCUACAAGACCCCAGCUACUACGUAGGCGCGAGAAACUACAGGCAUCUCUGUGCUGUCUAUUACAACAAGAAUCCCGGGUUUGAGAUCAUCCACGGCCUCCUGGACAGAGUUAUGCAGCUGCUGGACGUGCCGACUGGGGAGAAGAAGAGGGGAUAUGUGAUCAAAGCUUCAGAAGGCCCUGCUUUCUUCCCGGGGAGGUGUGCUGAGGUCUUCGCCAGGGGUCAGAGCAUCGGGAAGCUCGGAGUCCUCCAUCCUGACAUCGUCACCGGGUUUGAACUGACCAUGCCCUGCUCCUCCCUGGAAAUCAACAUCGAGCCCUUUUUGUGAAGAUGGGUCUCUGGCGUGUGAUCCUCUCCCCAAGUGGCCUUUUUUUCUGUUCCCCUGGUGUCUCUUGGUCACCCUCCUCCUUCCAGGGGACAUCUGUUUGUUCUUUAAUGUUUAAUAAAGUUGAAAGUGCUGUC